This is a messenger RNA of Leucoraja erinaceus (little skate), 2995 nucleotides long. Its product is annotated as transcription factor SOX-11-like. NCBI's taxonomy places the organism in Eukaryota, Metazoa, Chordata, Chondrichthyes, Rajiformes, Rajidae. The coding region runs from base 363 to 1553 and encodes 396 amino acids. The transcript has a single exon. Gene Ontology annotation, molecular function: DNA-binding transcription activator activity, RNA polymerase II-specific; RNA polymerase II cis-regulatory region sequence-specific DNA binding. The record is from RefSeq and is a predicted model, not a curated record. Gene Ontology annotation, biological process: positive regulation of transcription by RNA polymerase II; anatomical structure morphogenesis; neuron differentiation.
CCCCCGGUUAGCGUCCGUCCGCACCGCCAAGGUGUAGCCUGCGGGUAGUGAAGGGUUAAUGCCACUGAUUUUCUGCCUCUUUCUCUCUCUCCCCCUCUCCUCUCCUCCUUUCAGGGGAGGGUCUGCAAAACCAUUGGAUCUUUAGGAGGUGACGUACCCUGUAUGAAAACCUAAUAACUAGUUGAGAAUCUGCAACAACUUUGAAAAAGGCGUGUGGGAGCGAGCGAGUGGAUGUGUUACAAAGUUGAAGAGUAGGAGUAGUGGCGUCCGAGAAACUACGAUUCUGGAGCGCUGGUCAUUUUAAACGGACUGUGAAGGAGGGAGAGAGACAGAGAGACAGAGAGAGAGGGGGGUGGUGGAAGAUGGUUCAGCAAAUUGCAGGAAUUGAGACGGAGAGCAGUUUGUCCCGGGAAGCCACGGAUAGCGAGGAGAAUGAGUUCAUUGCCUGCAGCCCCUCCGCGACUUGCGACGGGGCGGACGAGCGGGACCCGGACUGGUGCAAGACGGCCAGUGGCCAUAUCAAGCGUCCGAUGAACGCUUUCAUGGUGUGGUCGAAGAUCGAGAGAAGGAAGAUCAUGGAGCAGAGCCCGGACAUGCACAACGCCGAGAUCUCCAAACGCCUGGGCAAACGCUGGAAGAUGCUGAAAGACGGCGAGAAGAUCCCGUUCAUCCGGGAGGCGGAGAGAUUGCGGCUCAAACACAUGGCUGACUACCCCGAUUACAAGUACCGGCCCCGCAAGAAGCCCAAAACCGAGGCGGGCCGGCAACAGCAGCAGCAGCAGCAGCAGCAGCAACAGCACCACAGCUUCUCACCCGACAAAGCUCAGAGCAAGAUCGCCAAGCACUCAGCGAAGAAAUGCAACGCUGGCGGCAAAAUCAAACCUCACAGAUCCUCCUCGUCUCAGGGUAAGUCAUGCGGCGAGCAGCCGUGCGAGGACUUUGUCUUCGGCAACCUGAAGGGUAACAAGACAGUGAGGAGCGUCUUCGGCCGGGGCAGUCAGGAGGACGUUGUGGAGGGCAGGCUGCACGGCGGCAGUGGCAGUGGUGGGAAAGAGCCCAGCCCCAGGCGUGCCAGCGUGGCCGCGGUGCCGGCCAGCCCGACCCUGGGCUCGGCGGCCGAGUCGCUGGAAGGGGCCAGCAUGUACGAGGAGCUGGCCGGCGGCUGCGGCUGCCCGUCGGGCAGGAGCAGCGGGCACGGCCGGGCAGAGUGGCCGGGCUCGAAGGCGGGCGGCAGGAGGUGCGCUCCACCGCGGGCCACCUCUCCCGGCUCCAGCCGCUCAGGCUCCUGCAGCUCGGGCGAAGAAGGAGCGGACGAUUUGCUGGGAGACUUCAGCAUGAACUACUCGCCGGCCAGCGGGAGCAGCGGCAGCUCGGAGCCGUUCAGCUCAGGGAACCUUAGCCUGUCGCUAGUGGACAAGGACUUGGACUCGUACAGCGAGGGCAGCUCAGGAUCACACUUUGAAUUCCCGGACUAUUGCACCCCCGAGCUCAGCGAGAUGAUCGCCGGCGACUGGCUGGAAGCUAACUUCUCCGACCUCGUCUUCACGUACUGAUUUUUAUUACAUUUUGACUUUAUUUUCGUUUUUUUUAAAGAGAGAGACUCGAUCGAUUGUUUUUAUACGAACAUAAAAUGCCACCGUUAUAAGUCUUAGUCCGGGUCCGAGCAGACGUUGGUGGUGAGAUCUUUUUUAUUCCUCGGCUGGGCGAGUGGAUGUGGCUGGAAGAGGCACAGAAGCCGGUGGAAAACGUACAAACAAACGUCUUGAUUGGGAAAAUAAAAUCGUGGAAAAAUAAAGAUGCAUUUAAAAAAACAAAAACUGUGAUUGGAAAUCGUGACUGGACUUUCUGCACAAUCCUUUUGGCGGCAGAACUGUUAUCAGUCUUCUGAAUGCUCCCAAUUAAAGGGACCACUGCCCGAGAGAACUAGAGGCUCAGAGCGCUGAAACACUUCUGUAGAGAGAAAUGGGCAUCAUUGGGAGAGGAAUCCAGGCUUGUAUAUGAACAAUUUGUCUUCAGACAAGACGCUGACUUUAACUUGAUACGUUGUACUGUUUUAAUCGUGUGUUGUAUAUGCCAAUAAGACUGUUUUCUGCUCUGUAUUUUUUUGUUCUCUCAAUACCUCCUUUUAUCACUUAACACAGGCAGCAUAGACCUCAGAAUAUAGAUUUUUUUUUGAUACACGCAGACCUCAAGACUUUUUAAAACUUAAGAAAAAAAGAAUACUAAAUAUUUUCACUUGUAUUUUUCUACAGCUAAAGGGAACCUUCUCGCUGUGAUUGUCCAGUGAGAAUUUCUGGCACUUCCUUUUAUUUUAUUUUUAUUUUGGUCUUUAUUCAUCCCCCCUCCCCGUUUAGCAUGCGAACGUUGGUACGGUCCAGCUUCAAGGAUUCACAAACUUUUUUUUGGAGAACAAAAUCCUUGCAUCAAUGCCUUGUGAUUUUAAAUCUGCAAGUGCUCAGUCUUUUGUACAGUUGUAGAUUUAGAUUUGUUGAAUAUUUGUAGGUAAGAGGAAAAUUUAUUGAAAAGACGUGAGAUAGAUGCCGAGUUGUUUAGUGAGACUACAUGUACUGUAUAUUAUACUGUAGGAAUCUUGUGUAAUCAUACGCUGUUUUAUGUGGGUUAAGUCCCGAUGACAGGUGUGAAACUGGAGCAUUUUUAACAUGGCACAUGUGAAAUUUUAAUUGAUUUCUGUGCAAUAUGAACUACAGAUCAUCUGCACAUUAUUUUGUAGCAAACUUAUGAACUAAAACAGACGUGUGCACUGUAAUCAUUGCCUGUCUUGAUGCUAAGAGUCUGUAUCUGGGAGGAGGGGGGUAAAAAUAAAGAAAUCAGCUGGAACUGAUAGUAACAGAGAAAUUGCCAUGCAUUUAUAUGGAAUGUUUUAAGUUGAUCCACUCACUAACUUGCAGGGUUUGGGGAGGAGGGGGCAGGAGAUUCUGCUUCUGCAAACUCCACCCAUGGAAAAGAUGGCAAUAAAUCUGGCAUUACUAACUAA